Molecule: messenger RNA, 4439 nt
Organism: Sitophilus oryzae (rice weevil)
Lineage: Eukaryota; Metazoa; Arthropoda; Insecta; Coleoptera; Curculionidae
Exons: 4
Coding region: 1531-2586 (351 amino acids)
Source: RefSeq, a predicted model, not a curated record
UAAAAUAUAAUCAAAUCAACCAAUUUUACACAUAAAAAAAUAAAAAAAUAAACACAUAACCUUAGAAUUUAUCCACAAUCAAAAAUGAGCAUGAGAGCGUGGUAUGUGUUUAUUAUUGUGUUUUGUGAAUGCAACCAGUAAAAGGGAGCAAGCAGAGGAGCAAGUAAUGUGUGUACUUUCGAAAAGUUUGUCAAAUAAGUUUUAUGGUUUCGGUUUUUCGGUUUUCGCUAUAUUUUGUGUUGUGACUUGUGCAUAUUAGAAUAAAAUCGAAAGAUGUUUAAUUGUCCCUCGUGUAAUAAAACCUUUACUCGUAAAGACAACCUAUCUCGCCAUUUAAAGAGUGCCUGCAACAAAUCUUCCUUUCUAAACAGAUUGUUGACAAAGUCUACACCUGAAGAUAAUAAGAAAUAUUGUGAAGAAUGCAGAGUCAGUAUCACAAAAUUUAUGGUUUGGUUAUCUGCGAUCAAACGCACAUAAAAAUAAUUCUAAAAUAUUUUAACAACCAGGAGUACAAAUUAUUAAAUCUGCAUUCAAAGAACGAAUAAUAACAUAUAGAUUAUCUAUGGAGGAGAUGAUCGUAAAUGUUAAAAAUUACUUUAUAAAAUUGGAACAAAUGAUUCUUCGUAUAUUUGAGGAUCAAUUAAGAAAACAUACAUGCCUUAAAAUUAAUAUGGAGCUUUUUGGCUAUUAUUAUAAUCCAAGUACUGAUAAUCAUGAUGUAAAAUCAUUCAACACUCCAUUUAAAGUAAUUUGCAAUAGUGCCAAAACAAAGGAUGUGAUAGAAGAAUUUGCAACAGUUAUUGACAAUAAGGCAGAUGAGUUCGCAGAAAAAGAUUCCGGAUGGAUCUUACUUAAUUUUAUUCAUUUGGAAAUUAACAUCAAUAAAUUCAAUCCUUUGAGAGCAUCAUCAUUUAUUGAACUACCUCCUGAAAUAGUACGACGUCAAGCUGUAGUUAAUAUAAGAAAUAACGAUGACUACUGCUUUGCUUGGUCUAUCAUGGCAGCUCUUCAUACUCCAACAGGUGUUGACUUUGUUACAUCAUCAUACCCUCAUUAUUCAACGGGUUUGAACACUGCAGGUAUUAACUUUCCAAUAACAUUAAAAGACAUUAAAAAAUUUGAAAAUCAAAACAAUAUUUCUAUUAAUGUAUAUGGUUUAGAAAAAUAUUAUAAUAAAAAUUCUAAUAAUGAAGAAUAUGAAGUAAUAGGUCCUCUACAUUUCACAAAUGCUAAAAAAAAUAUUCAUGUUAAUUUAUUAUUGAUAAACGAUGAUGAUGGAAAUCUUCAUUAUUGCUACAUUUCCGAUCUUUCUAAAUUAAUUUCUAAACAACUUAGUAAACACAAUGGUAGAAAAUAUUUAUGCGAAGGAUGUUUGCAAUAUUUUGAUACAGAACAAAAAUUACAAUACCAUAAUAGUUAUGAUUGUGAUCAUGUUAAAAUUAAUUUACCUUCUAAAGAACUAGUUAAAGAUAGAUAUGGAAAUGUAGCAUACGAAAAUAAAUAUUAAAAUUUAUAAAUUAUCAAAAACAAAUGGAAGUUCCUUUUGCGAUUUAUGCAGACUUUGAAUGUAUUUUAAAACCUUUAAAUAAUAAUGAAAAUGUAGAAGAUCCAAAUAGUUCAUAUACUGUAAAAAAAUUUGAACAUAUUCCAUACUCUUUUGCGUACUAUGUCAAAUGUUCAUUUGAUGUUGCAUAUUCUAAGUUUGAAAAAUAUAGAGGUUUGGAUAGUGAAAAAGUUUUUAUAAAUUCUCUAGAACAAGAUGCGUUAAAUUUAUAUCACACAUUUUUAAAGACUCCUAAGAAAAUGAAUACUCUAACAGAAUUAGAACAAACUACAUGUAACAAUGCUAAAAACUGUCAUAUUUGUGAUAAGCCACUUUUAGAGGAUAAAGUUGCCGAUCAUUGUCACCAUGAUUGUCACAUUACGGGCAACUAUAGAGGACCAGCUCAUUCUUUGUGUAAUAUAAACUAUAAAAUUCCUAAUUUUAUUCCAGUUAUAAUGCACAACUUACGUAAUUACGAUAGCCACCUAUUUUUAAAGAAUAUGUGUUUAAAUAAAGAACAACUAUCAGUAAUUCCACAAAAUAAAGAAAAAUAUAUAUCCUUUGAAAAACAUAUUCAUGUAGACAAUUAUUUUGAUAGACAUACAAGAAAUUUAAAAAAAAAGAAUCUAUCACUUAGAUUUAUCGACUCAUUUCAAUUCUUAUCAUUUUCUUUAUCUAAACUUUCAGAUACCCUAAAAGAUGAACUAUGUAUAGAAGUAAGAAAUUUUUUUAAAGAUGAGGAACAUUUUAAACUUAUUCGUCAAAAAGGUGUGUUUCCUUACAAUUACAUCGAUAGUUUUGAAAAAUUAGAGGAAAAAUUUCUCCCUGAAAAAGAUCAGUUUUUUAAUAGUUUAACAGAUGAACAUAUUUCUGACGAGGAAUAUGAAAGAGCUCUUAAAGUUUGGAAAUUAUUUGAAUGUGAAUGUAUAGGACAUUAUUCAGAUAUAUAUUUGCUAUCUAACACAAUGCUUUUAGCUGAUAUUUUCGAAAAUUUUCGAAAAACAUGUUUGUCAGCAUAUAAACUAGACCCUGCACACUUUUAGACAUAUUCCGGUUUAUCAUGGAAAGCUUGUUUACGUUAUACAGGUAUAGAAUUGGAAUUACUGAUAGAUCCAGAUAUGAUACAUUUUUUUAAAAAUAGUGUUCAUGGUGGAGUAAGUUGUAUAUAACUAGAAAAUCUGAGGCAAAUAAUCCUUUUCUUUCAAAAUUUGAUGCAACAAAACCUAAUAAGUAUAUAAUGUACUAGUGUAUAAUAGUGUACUAGACUAUUUUGGAUGGUUAACAGAAAAAGAAAUAAAAGAUCUAGAUAUUUUUUCAAUUUCUAAUACAUCUAGCAAAGGUUAUGUUCUAGAAGUUGAUUUAGAAUAUCCUGAACAACUUCAUGACUGUCACAACGAUUUUCCUUUUUGUCCAGAAAAUUAUAAACCACCUAAUUCAAAAUCUACAAAAUUAAUUCCAAAUUUGCACAAUAAAUCAAAAUAUGUUAUUCAUUACCAAUUUCUAAAACAAUGUUUGCAAAACGGUCUUAAGUUAACUAAAAUCCAUAGAGUGAUACAAUUUUCUCAAUCUGCUUGGUUGAAAAAAUUUAUAGAUUUAAACACAAAGUUACGUAAUGAGUCUAAAAAUGAAUUUGAUCGUCACACCUUUAUAUUAGCGAACAAUAGUAUAUAUGGAAAAACAAUGGAAAAUGUGGAUAGGAGAGUUGAUGUAAGACUUGUUACCGAAUGGGAAAAAAACAAAAGGAAAGAUGGGGCUGAAAAUCUCAUUGCAAAGCCGUAUUACCGUAUACAACAAACCAAUAUAUGUUGGCUUUUCCAUAUUAGAUAUUUCAAAAACGGUUCUGUAUGACUUAUAUUACAAUUUUUUAGAACCUUUGUAUAAAGAUAAUGUAGCUCUUCUGUAUACAGACACUGAUUCACUUAUACUUGAAAUUACAACAAAUAAUGUUUAUCAUGAUAUGCAUAAAAAUAUUCAUAAAUUUGAUACCUCCAAUUAUUUACCAAAUAAUAUACAUGAGAUGCCUAUAACACAAUCAGUUGUUGGUAAAUUUAAGGAUGAAUAUGCUGGUGAACCCAUUGAAUCAUUUUAUGGUACGGGGGCAAAAGCAUAUUGCGUGAAAACAGAAAAUUGUUUAUUAAAGAAAGCCAAAGGUUUAAAAAAACAUGCUAUUAAAAACCAAUUAGAUUUUAUUCAUUAUAAAGAUGUAGUAGAAAAUAAUUCUAAAACUUUUUGCUCCAUGUAUGUUUUUCGUUGUAGACUACAUUCAAUUUUUACUGAAUUAAUACAUAAAAUUGCUUUGAAUUCUGAAGAUAAUAAAAGAUAUCAAAUUCCACAUGAUUUUAAAACACUUGCUUGGGGUCAUCAUGAUAUUUCAUUUUACCAGUGGAAUGCAGAUAAUCCAAACCUCGAUAUAUUUUUUAAAUAAUACAAUAUAUUUAUUUUUAGUUUUAACAUUUACCAUAAAACUCUUUAAUGGUGUGAAACAUCAAACUUUACGCAAUUAUGAAAAGUUGAACUUAUACUUAUUAGAAAUAUAAUGUAUUAAAUAUUAAAACAGAAAUAGCAUUCCAUUCUGGAAUGAUUUAAAUUUAAUUUAUAAUUCCUCUUAUGAGUGUUUUAAACUUGUUAUAAUUUAUAGAUAUUAGUUAUAGAGUUAUACAGGAACAAAUAUAUUUUUUAUGUAUUUUAGUAUUACAUAUUAAAUGGUAAUCUAUGUAAUAAUGUAUUUUUUAGACUGUAGUGACUCAAAUAAUUUUGUUGAAUAAGUAAAAUAUAUUUUUUACAUGUUGGAUAAGUUUUAAUUGUUGUAUUUUAAGUUAUACCCUUGUUUAUAUAUUCUUAAAGUUGUUCAACCGACUAGACAAAAUGUGCUGCCAACUGGAGGACAAAUCGUGAA